Messenger RNA from Penicillium samsonianum, 2811 nucleotides. RefSeq names its product magnesium transporter CorA family protein. Gene Ontology annotation, biological process: magnesium ion transmembrane transport; intracellular magnesium ion homeostasis. The coding region runs from base 1 to 2811 and encodes 936 amino acids. Lineage: Eukaryota; Fungi; Ascomycota; Eurotiomycetes; Eurotiales; Aspergillaceae. The record is from RefSeq and is a predicted model, not a curated record. Gene Ontology annotation, cellular component: plasma membrane. The transcript has 4 exons. Gene Ontology annotation, molecular function: magnesium ion transmembrane transporter activity.
AUGGAUCCGCCCAUGAUCCCGACACCUGGCAUAGCGGCCUCCCGACCGCCUCCUUCCUCGGAUUCGUCUAGCCCAAGAAAACGUCCACAGCACAGCGAUUACUCACCCUCUGCUGAUAACAACGCUAGCUAUGGCCCAAUGAGCGGCGGUCGGGCCCCAGGGACUGGUCCGGUCCCCAUCUCAGAGACUACACCAGCCAACAAGACCCGCUUAGAACCCCCCGCUAAUAAUGCUGCUGGCAAACCCUCCAAGUCCUCCAAACGCAAAAAGAACCGCAAUCGCAAGCAUCGCAAACGACACCCGUCUUUUAUUCCACCUACUCGGGAGGAAGCUCACGAUAGUCCCGGGGAGACUUCGGAUGCUAGAGGUGUCAGAGAUUCAAUGGAGGCCGAUCGGCCAACCUCGAGGGACAAGUCGUUCUUCAAUUUGGGGCCCAAUCUGAGUAACACAAGCUUGGAGAGCGAUGCGCUGUUAGAUCAUCGGGACCAACCUUUGAUGCGACCUCGGCGUGACAGUCGCCUUGCAUCGUCAUUCCGCCCGAGCUCCCUAACAUCCAAUGUCUUCCGGUCGAACGAUGGGCAACCUCGCAGCACCCCGAGGGGAGGACGGAGCCAACAAUAUCACAGUGGUGAUAGUGACGAAGAGGAUGCCAAUGAUCUAACACCAUUAGUGCGGCCAGUUUCAGGCCACACGCCUGGUCAUAAUCGGUAUGGAACAGACAAUCGCCCGGGUUUGUUCUCAUCGCGUGCUCGACAGUCCUCUACUCGAACUAUGUCCUCGGGAUGUUCGCCAAAGGACGAUCGCAGCCCACUCUAUUCUCCCACUGUAGAGCGAGACUACGAUGUCAACAACCCGCCGUCGAUUCCGGGUUCUCCAAAGUUAGGCCCGGAGAUGAAUUAUGACGAUGCUGUGGUAACAGGAGCUGAUUGGGACUUCUCAAUGGCUCGCUCAAUAGAGAAUCGCAAGGAUUCUUUGAACGCCCUCAACGACACGCUGAUCGAUAUAGACGGAAAUGGAUUGCACCCACAUUCUGCACCAUCCUCGUCACCUGGGUCGCCGCUGCUCUCUCCACAUCAAGAAAUGCGGCGACGCCGGACCGUGGCACUGCCAGCAGAGGAAGAUGUAUGCUUCCCUACCGAAACAAUAUCCGAAUUGGGAGACGAGGGACCAAGGCAAAUGCGAGAUGAAGCCGGUGAGCGUCGACGGCGUAGACAUCGGCGAUGGCCCGAUCUCUCCGUGCUGGAAGAAUGGAGCCGCGAGGAGAAAGAGGAGCGCAAUGGAGACCUUCGAGUCAAAAGGAUCAGUGAGCCUAUGCUCAUCGAAGGCCGAUUGCGCCCUCAGUAUACAGGUUGGCGACGCGAAGAGGAUGAGGCGCCUUAUCGGUUCACAUAUUUCAACGAGGAAUUUCCGAGCACCAUUCAUGCCCAAACCAUCUCCGAGCUGGUACAACCAGGUGGUAGCUUCCGCGAUUUGUUUAUUCCAGAUCCCCCCGAGUUGGAGGAAUCCUCGGAAGAUGAGGACGAGGAAGAGGAAUCUUUCGUGGAGAAUCCGGCUUCCAACAACUCAAACCAUCCCGCCAGCAAGCCAACACCAUUUCACCCGGACAAUCAGGGCCAUCAAACGAACGUCAAUCCUUAUAUGACACCUCAGACCGUUGUUCCCAAUGGAAGGACUACGAGUGACCUUAUCACCGGCAAUGCUCCUCCUGUCAGAGGACCCUCGCGUUUAUCUAUCAUCAGCGAAGGACGCCCAGACUCCCACCGAGAGCCCUCCCCUGCACCUUCAAACACCCCGUUUAGCAACACCCCCAACCCGAAACCUAAACGGUACGGUCCACGGCCGACUUUCUGGCUAGAUGUUCUCUCUCCGACAGAUGCAGAGAUGCGUACGAUUGCCAAAGCGUUCGGGAUUCACGCGCUGACGGCAGAGGACAUUAUGAUGCAAGAAGCUCGAGAGAAAGUCGAGUUGUUCCGCAGCUACUAUUUCGUCAACUACCGCACUUUUGAGCAGGAUAUCAACAGCGAGGACUAUCUUGAGCCGGUGAACAUGUAUGUGGUGGUUUUCCGCGAAGGCGUGAUCUCCUUCCAUUUCUCGCAAACACCUCACCCAGCCAAUGUGCGGCGACGUAUCCGCCAACUGAUGGAUUACCUGAUCCUCAGCUCAGACUGGAUUUCAUAUGCACUGAUUGAUGACAUUACCGACGUCUUUGGCCCGUUGAUCCAAGCGAUUGAAGAUGAGGUCGAUGAGAUCGACGAGAUGAUCAUGCAAAUGCACUCUUCCAGCAAGGAUUCGUCGUCCAAUGACAGUGUGCUUCCUUCAUUCGCACCAGGAGAGAUGCUUCGGCGAGUGGGAGAAUGCCGCAAGAAGGUCAUGGGACUGUAUCGACUUCUCAGCAACAAGGCUGAUGUAGUCAAGGGGUUUGCCAAGCGUUGCAAUGAGCAGUGGGAGGUCGCACCCAAGUCAGAGAUUGGUCUGUACCUCGGUGACAUCCAGGAUCACAUUAUGACGAUGACGGGUAACCUGACGCACUAUGAAACAAUCCUUUCCCGUGCACACUCCAAUUAUCUCGCGCAGAUUAACAUCCUCAUGAACGAGCGUCAGGAACAUACUGCCGAUGUCCUGGGUAAGCUGACUGUUCUUGGUACGAUUGUCCUACCGAUGAACAUCAUCUGCGGUAUGUGGGGGAUGAACGUUAAGGUACCGGGUCAGGAAAUCGAUAGCCUGACAUGGUUCUGGUGUAUUACUGCCGGACUGUGCGUAUUUGCAUUUGUAUCUGUUUGGACUGCUAAAAGAGUCUACAAAAUUGUAUAG